CUGUGCAGGUGGGUCGCAGGCGCCAUUUUGGGAGACGCUCGUGCAGUGGCUUCUGAGGGAAGGAAAGUUCGUAGCUACGAACCGCAUGAAAUUAGGCUAACAUUUUAUACACUUUACAUCAUCCAACAGACCGGAGCAGUUCAUUGUGAAUAGCGAAUAAAAAAGCUCUUGCUGUUUGGCGAGUGAGGCCAGCCGCCACUGAAUCAUUUGUUGAGGUAGCGAUUUGUUUUUUGAGUAGCUAGCUAGCUAAAGCGGAAGAGCGAAAACAACUGGCUGGCUAGUCGGAGGUCAAGAGAGGCCUGCGGAGCGAACGGGAAGGCGACGCGGAGACGGACUGCUUUGUGCUGAAACUGGAAAAAUAUCUGUCUGAGCUUAAGGACAAUAUGGCAGACGAUUUCGAUAUUGAAGCCAUGCUUGAGGCGCCAUUUAAGAAGGAUGAGAUCAAGCCCUCUAGUACCAACGGCAAUGAGGAGCGCAGUAAGAAGAAAAAGAGGAGCAGGAGCCGGAGUCGCAGCGCGAGCCGCGACAAGCGGAGAAGCAGGAGUCGGGAUCGCAAAAAGAGCCGGGACCAGAGGCGGAGCCGGAGCCGGGAAAAGAAGCGCUCGCGCAGCAAAGAGCGCCGCCGCUCCCGCUCCCGCAGCCGAGAGCGCAGCGGCCGCUACAGAGCCCGCAGGAGCCCUUUCUCUGGCCCGAAAUUUAACGGUGGUUCCAGAGGGAAGAUUGGCCCACCUCUUGCCAUCAAAAUAAGUCGGAGACGUUCCAGAAGCCGGAGCCCCUUUAAGAAGGAUAAGAGCCCUGUGAGGGAGCCCAUCGAUAACUUGACGCCCGAGGAGAGGGACGCCCGCACGGUGUUCUGCAUGCAGCUGGCCGCCAGGAUCCGGCCCCGCGACCUGGAGGAGUUCUUCUCCGCAGUGGGAAAAGUGAGAGAUGUCAGAAUGAUCUCUGAUAGGAACUCCAGAAGGUCAAAGGGCAUCGCAUACAUUGAGUUUGUGGAUGUGAACUCGGUGCCGUUGGCCAUCGGCUUGACAGGACAGAGGCUUCUGGGAGUCCCCAUCAUAGUCCAGGCCUCUCAGGCGGAGAAGAACAGGGCUGCCGCCAUGGCCAACAACCUGCAGAAGGGCAAUGCUGGGCCCAUGCGCCUGUAUGUGGGGUCCCUGCACUUCAACAUCACCGAGGACAUGCUACGCGGGAUCUUCGAGCCCUUCGGCAGGAUUGAAAGCAUUCAGCUCAUGAUGGACAGCGAGACCGGUCGAUCCAAAGGAUACGGCUUUAUCACGUUUGCUGACGCAGAGUGCGCGAAGAAGGCCCUGGAGCAGCUGAAUGGGUUCGAGCUGGCCGGCAGGCCCAUGAAAGUGGGUCACGUGACGGAGCGCACGGACGCGUCCACCGCCAGCUCCUUCCUGGACAGCGAUGAGCUGGAGCGGACGGGCAUCGACCUGGGGACGACGGGGCGGCUGCAGCUGAUGGCCAGGCUGGCGGAAGGCACCGGGCUUCAGAUCCCCCCCGCAGCUCAGCAGGCCCUACAGAUGAGCGGCUCCCUUCCUUUUGGCGCCAUGGCGGCCGUGACAGAUUUGCAAGCAAGGCUGACUCAACCCCCAGAAGCUGCCGCCAUCAACCCUGCUUUGAACUUAAACCUGAACAUGAAUGUGAACACUCCCCUGAACCUACCAACACAGCCUCUGGCAACACACUGCUUCCAGCUCUCCAACAUGUUCAACCCGCAGUCGGAAGAAGAGCCUGGAUGGGAUGUUGAAAUUCAAGAUGACGUCAUUGAAGAAUGUAACAAACAUGGCGGGGUCGUACACAUAUAUGUCGACAAGAAUUCCACUCAAGGUAACGUGUAUGUGAAAUGUCCUACAAUCCCUGCUGCCAUGGCUGCAGUCAACGCUUUACAUGGACGGUGGUUUGCAGGUAAAAUGAUCACAGCAGCAUACGUUCCCCUCCCCACCUAUCACAACCUUUUCCCCGAUUCGGUCACGGCCACCCAGCUUCUCAUGCCCGCCCGCCGAUGAUUCCGGGAAAAUUGACCCCCCCCCCCCCACGGAAUCGACGCUUGGAUGCCUGCUGGCCGAACUGUACAGAGCCAAACUGUUUCCCUGUUCGGAGAAGAGCGAAUCUCUCUGAUCAGCUGUACAUAGGGUCCCAGGGCAGCAUUUUGUGGCUCAAAUAAAUCAUUUCUCAUCCGUACACCGUUUAAAGGAGGCUCCGGUCUCUGCACAUGCUCGGUAAUUUUGUGGAGUUUUUAAAAUUUAGAACAUUAUAUGCAACAAUUUCAGAAAAGCAAGGCUUAAUUUCCGUAACUGCACACCUGCACAGGUAAAAGUUGUAGGCGUCAUGCGUUAAGUUUCAGUAUGUAUUGUAACGAAGGGACGGUAGUUCCAGCUUACCUAACGUCUGUCUUUUUUUCCGGAUAUUUUCAUUUGUACAUCGUUGUACCCGCAGUUGUCUUGUGAUUUAGAGGGGUUUUUUGUUGUUUCUUCACUGGAAGUGUACAAUUAAGAUGCAAAAUACAUUCAGACACCAAAAAAGAGCAGAACUUCCUAACCUUUCAGAGGAGUGAACAUUUGGGCUGUACUUUUUGUCUGCAUAUGGUUUGUUUUUAAGCUCUAUGAGCUCUGGAAUCUAUGUGGUAUUUGUUCAUUUGUGUUCAUUCAGAGACCACCCUGUAUUUCUAACUUUUUUGUAAUCAAGAUUUGAUUUUGUAAAGAGCUCUUGAUUAAAAUUUCUUUAAAAUGAA
This is a messenger RNA of Megalops cyprinoides (Indo-Pacific tarpon), 2737 nucleotides long. Its product is annotated as RNA-binding protein 39-like. The record is from RefSeq and is a predicted model, not a curated record. Bases 384 to 2012 code for a protein of 542 amino acids. NCBI's taxonomy places the organism in Eukaryota, Metazoa, Chordata, Actinopteri, Elopiformes, Megalopidae. Gene Ontology annotation, biological process: mRNA processing. The transcript has 17 exons. Gene Ontology annotation, molecular function: RNA binding. Gene Ontology annotation, cellular component: nucleus.